Molecule: messenger RNA, 369 nt
Organism: Macrosiphum euphorbiae (potato aphid)
Lineage: Eukaryota; Metazoa; Arthropoda; Insecta; Hemiptera; Aphididae
Source: the annotation of a GenBank genome assembly
AUGUCUUUAAUACCAUUCGAUUUUGAUCCUGACAUUGAAGGUAUAGACCGUUACUUACAAGAAGAUGAUGACGAUCCGGCUGCCAAUUAUGAAGGUAGAUUAAAUAAUUCCAAUUGGUGUUCUUGUGGAUACUGUAAAGGCAUGCUUAGUGACAUAGAUCGUUUAUGCUGCAAUGAGUUACCAAAUUUAGAAAAAAUACGAGAACAAGAAGGGAAAUGUAUUACUUUACAUCGAUCGUUUUCGAAACUAAUAUUGGUCCAUUUAUUAAAACGCACAGGUGAAUUAUCGCGAUUAGGAAAUCUAUGCGUUCCUUUAUUGUUACUACAACCAAAUACACUACAAUACGGCAUUAUUUUCUUCGAAUAUUGA